AUGGAGUUGGACAUGUCACCACGGCACUCGCCCGGCGGCUCAUUGCACUUGCUUUCGCCGUCUCACGCUCAUCCAUCGGCAGUUGAUAGCUUCCACGCCAUCCGCCAAAUACGACGCUCGCUUUCGCGUUCGCCGUCCAAACCAUCGAGGUACAUGCUCUACAGUCACCCGGGCGCCCUCUCACUCUCCACACAACCGGCGCCUGCGCCACGAUCGCCCUCGAACCUCAGCCGGACGGUCAGCGCAGACAACGCCAACUACCCUCAAUCCAAAUCACCACCAAAAGGCCAUCGCUCAGUAUUGUCGCGCACCCGGACGCGACGGGGUUCUCCAAACAGCCCUCUCCGACGAGCGCUCAGUGAAAAUUCGAAUUCGACCAACACACUACCCAAGGCCAAUCUUCGUGGUACUGUCGGCGAGCAUGAUCAGGAGAACAUGGAUUGCUCCGAUGAUGCCACGAAGAACGUGCUGGAGUCCCCCACAGAUGCGCCUGCGAAAGCAGAUCUUUCAUCAUACACGCCCGUCGCACUGUUCCAAUCUACCCGACGAGAAUUGAAUGCCUCGAUGAAGUCUAGUCCGCUGAAACGAAGUGACGGUGUGAUGAAUCUGGAAACGGCAGGAUUGGGAAGUCCUCGGAGCUCGAAGCGGAGAAGUCUGCACUCACCGAGCGCGACCGACUUCAACAUCUUUGAGAAUGUCGAUGGUGCGCAAGGGACCUCGGUGGAACAUGAAGAUCGAGACAACUCUAUGCCUCCGCCGAGCUCACCAGUUCGUCGCCCGCACAGUCUUAGAAGGUCUACUCUCCAACAGCGGACAGGACCUAUCCGUCGGACACCAAAUUUGGAUGCUGCGCGUGAUGCCACCUCCAGCCCGGCAGCGACGCGCACUCGUGCACGUUUCUCGCUCGACGGCGCACUUCCUCUGCGCGGUACAGACUCCGAAACCCCCUUCCGAAAAAGCAUAGGCAGUGUACCUUCGGGGCUUUUCCAACCCGCAUCGAUAUGCCAAGCCACGCCCAAACCUCAUCCUCUCUCCAAAACUUUGACCCCUUCGUCAUCGUCGUCUAGCGUCAUGGAUGGCGAGACACCAGCCACACAGGUGCGCGCGCCUGCUCUCGAACCGACAAAGGUCAUGGGCAAGCCGCCUGUACCUGCGCCAUCGUUCUCAAAAUCGCUACCACUCGGUGUUAUGCGACCUCCGGAACCUGGCCUGACCGCAUCGCAAGAUGAGUUCGCUACGCCGGCGACGUUCAAAAUGGCAAAGCCAUUACCACAGGCAUUCAUGUCGACAGGUCUGAUCUCGAAGCGAAAUCGAAACGUUGACAUUCCUCCGGCUGCACUAUUUUCAAGCAUUAACAUGCCUGACACGCCCUCCAAGAAAGCUCACCCUCUUCACCUCUCCGAUACCCCGUCCACCGCUGGCUUAUUGAAGGGUUCCAAGGUCUUGCAUGAUUUUGACAGCCCGAGCACUCCAUUCCAUGGUCGUCGCACGAUCGGUGCUUCCGACACGCUCAGCAAAGGCAUGAGCAUCUUCGGAGCGCGUGUGAACGUGCCCCAAUUACACCGGAGCGCCAGCUUCGUGAGCACCGAUGGCGAGGAAAUUGGCAAUUCGCCUCUCAUGAGCCUUGGAGGUCAAUUCAACGCCGACGACUUGCCACCCACACCUACCAAGUCCAAUUCGACAACUGCGGUGCCUAUUGUCAAGGGCAAAAGCACUAGUCUACGGAGUAGUCUUUUCGGAAGGAGGACCUCCAUGGGACCUGAAACCUUUUCAGCACCCAGCCCACCUACUCCUGUACCUCGCUUGGACCGCAACGAUACCCGCUCUCCUCAGACGCCUCAAGAAUCCUUUACUCCUCCCGACCCAAGCAAUCUCUCGAUCUCGAUGGGUCAUCGCGCAUCGCUGUUCAACAGCCACAGUUUUCCUCCAGCGACACCUACCGGUCCACGCACCGACGCCUUCAACGUCAGCAUCGGACCAGGAAUCAGCACGUCAUCAAACUACUUCCCGCAUGAGGUCGACACGUCAAUGGCGAAUCGGUUCGGCGUUGUCGCUUGCAUCGGCGCGGGGGAGUUUUCACAAGUGUACAAGGUUGAGAACCCCAUCUCCAACCCGAGCAGUUUUGGCUCCAGUACGAUGCCCAAUCGAUCUGUCUGGGCGGUCAAGAAAUCCCGCCGCCCCUACACUGGCGUACGAGACCGACAGCGCAAGAUGCAAGAAGUGGAAACCCUUCGAGCCCUCCAAGGUCAUGAGCAUAUCGUCGAGCUGGUUGAUGAAUGGGAAUUCAAGAACCACCUCUACAUUCAAAUGGCAUUUUGCGAAAACGGUAACCUGAAGGAUUUCCUCCUCGAAGCUGGGUUCAAGGGUCGUCUCGAUGACUUCCGCAUCUGGAAGAUUCUCCUGGAGCUCAGUCAGGGUAUCCAGGCGAUCCACGAUGCCAACUUCGUCCAUCUCGACAUCAAGCCCGCCAAUGUCUUCAUCGAUUGGGAGGGGGUGUUGAAGAUUGGUGACUUUGGACUUGCCACCGUCUUGCCGGCCCCGUCAGGGCACGAUGGUGAAGGUGACCGCGAAUACAUCAGCCCAGAAGCCCUUUCCGGUCAAUUCGACAAGCCUUCGGACAUCUUCUCACUGGGGAUGGUGCUGCUGGAGAUUGCCGGCAACAUCGUCCUCCCUGAUAACGGUUCCUCCUGGCAACGUCUCCGCGCCGGAGAUCUGAGCGAUUUGCCCAGUCUCACCUGCAACCCCGAAGGCUCCCUCCCUCGCGAUGACUCCGGCGACCCCGUCGUCCCACCUUCUCAGUCCACCACCGCCACCUCCCUCGACGAAGAUGACGACGACGAUCUCAGCUUCCUCCGCCCUUCCACCCGCCCUGCCGCCGCUGUCCCCUCGGCUUCCUCAUCCUACCGCUUGCACGACCUCCUCACUCCUCCGUCCUUCAUGGUGGACCCUCACGACUCCAACUCGCUCGAUCACAUCAUCCCCUGGAUGCUUCACCCGGACCCUUCUCUCCGCCCGACCAUCUCCGCAGUGCGCAAUGUUGCGGGAGUAGCCUGGGUCGAAGGCCGACGACGGGCAGGUGCGACGGUCUACGAGGGUGUCUGGGGACCCGGAGAGGAGGUGUUGCGAACGAGCGGUCAAUUCGGUCGCGAUGGAAGCCGUGUUCAGGAUUUCAAUGUCGGUCGCUUGGAUGAGGGUGAUGGUGAUGACAUUGAGAUGAUGGAUAUUUAG
Dissoconium aciculare CBS 342.82 is the source of this 3228-nucleotide messenger RNA. Its product is annotated as kinase-like protein. The record is from RefSeq and is a predicted model, not a curated record. Gene Ontology annotation, biological process: protein phosphorylation. The coding region runs from base 1 to 3228 and encodes 1075 amino acids. Lineage: Eukaryota; Fungi; Ascomycota; Dothideomycetes; Mycosphaerellales; Dissoconiaceae. Gene Ontology annotation, molecular function: ATP binding; protein kinase activity. The transcript has 3 exons.